AUUGUGUCUCUUCAACGCCCCGACCAUUGUUCACGUCCCCUCUCUGUCCUUUCCAUCCAUUCCAACUUUUCGUCUUUCCACUCCACUCAAUCGGCGCUCUUUGAAGCGGCGGAGUAAGCAAUUCCUCGUCAGUGUUGACGCGACUCCUCUCCGGCGGUGAAAUGAGUUCUGUGAAGCGACCGGGGCAAGCGGCAGCAAAGUCAUCCAAAGCGAAACGUCUAGCAAAAAGGAAAGCAGUAGACGAUGGCGAGUCGAGUGGGAAGCGGACUAGACUAUCUGGAAAGCCUUCAACAUCUGUUGUUGGCGUCCCUGUACAAGCCAAGAGACCUCAGUUGAGGAUCAAGAGAACUACUCGUUUUUUCCAGCGCAUCCUGAAGUCUCUGAACGAAAUACAGAAAACUGCUGUCAGGCAGCUCGACUUCGGUGUUCUACUCGACUAUGAUGUGGCCUUUGUUCUAGGAACCUUAGCGUAUUGGCUAUUAGAGAAUUUUUACCACCUACGGUGCAGUCUUAUGCUGCCUAAUGGUGUUGAGGUAGUUGUUGACACGAAAGACGUCGAGCUUAUUUUUUGGUUUCCCAAAUGGGGGAUUACAUUUUAUCGAUGUGACAGAAACACAAGCAUCAAAUACCUGGAAACCAUUCCACUUGAUGAGGAGGCUGAUAUAAAUGUUUUGCAGACCAAGGUCCUAGAAGCGAAGAUGCUACAAGAAACUUGGGGGGGGCACUUUUUAAGAAAAUAUUCCUACUGCUGAUGGAAACUACUCUCAUUGAGACCUCCCCUGGUGUAGGUACUUGGUUGACAAUCUGUUGAGGACGCGCGAGCUGCGGAAGAAAAACAAGUCCAAAGUUUGAGGAAAUCGGGUUUGUAGGGCAGUUGGCCUUUAAAAUUACGUAAAUGUACCCAUUUUGUUAUCUCUUCCAUAUAUGGAAAAAACGCCACCCACAUUGGCGUUUUUUAUUAGUGAAGACGCCACCCGCAUUGGCGUUUACCAGUUGAA
Messenger RNA from Salvia splendens (bonfire salvia), 998 nucleotides. RefSeq lists its product as uncharacterized. The record is from RefSeq and is a predicted model, not a curated record. Bases 162 to 752 code for a protein of 196 amino acids. Lineage: Eukaryota; Viridiplantae; Streptophyta; Magnoliopsida; Lamiales; Lamiaceae. The transcript has 2 exons.